Myotis lucifugus (little brown bat) is the source of this 861-nucleotide messenger RNA. It is a transcript of the gene APOA1, whose product is annotated as apolipoprotein A1. NCBI's taxonomy places the organism in Eukaryota, Metazoa, Chordata, Mammalia, Chiroptera, Vespertilionidae. Bases 25 to 774 code for a protein of 249 amino acids. The transcript has 4 exons. The record is from RefSeq and is a predicted model, not a curated record.
AGAGCACUCGCCCAGGUCCCCAAGAUGAAGGCUGUGGUGCUCACCUUGGCCCUGCUCUUCCUCACAGGGAGCCAGGCUCAGCAUGAAACACAGCAAGAGGAGCCCCCGUCACAAUGGGAGCGAGUGAAGGAUUUAGCCAAGGAGUAUCUGGACUCAGGCAUAGCCAAGUUUAAAGCCAUCGACCUGGCAAAAAAGCUGAACCUGACAGUCGUUGCAAAAUUGGCCACCCUGAGCGACAAGGUCGCCGCCCUGCCAGAGCAGCUGGGCUGGGCCAAACUGGAUGAGGUGGGGAUGCUGACCGGGGAGCUGAACAAGGACCUGACGGAGGUGAAUACCUACCUGGUGGGCAUCCAGAAGAAGUGGAAGGAAAGGGUGGAGCCGCUGCGCCAGGACCUGCGUGAGCGCGCACGGAAGCAGCUGCAGGAGCUGCAGGAGAAGCUGGUCCAGCUGGGCGCGAAGGUGCUGAACGGCACGCGCGUGCACGUGGAGCGCGCGCGUCCGUACGUGGACUCGCUGCACCCGUUCCUGGAGACCAUGGGCGAAGAGCUGCGCCAGUGCCUGGAGCCCUGCAACGGCAAGCUGCGCGAGUGCCUGGAGCCCUACGGCGAGCAGCUGCAGGCGCUGCAGGCGCUGCAGGCGGGCAGCCUGGGGCUGGCCAAGCUGCGGGAGCAGGUGGGCGCGCAGCUGGGGAAAAUGAACGAGGAGCUGGAGUCGCUGUGGGCGAGCCUCCAGUACCUCUUCCUUCCCUUCCUGGACAUCUCCCAGAGAGGCUGACCGGCCCGUGAGGCGCCCGCUCCCCUCCCCGUCCUCGGUCCCCUUCCCAUCGAUCGGUUUCUGAGAAUAAACGUUUACAAAGCGGGA